ACACACACACACACGUUUGUACAAAUACAAGUCUGUUAAAUACAGAUGCAAGGGAAUGUAUGGCAGAAGAGGUAAGAUAUGUUGGAUAAAUAUAAAUAGACUAAGCUGUGUAUUGCACAUAAUUAUUACUCAAUGGGGCAGUUUUAACUGUUAGAUGGGAUGGAUAGCCUGAGGGGAAAAACUGUUCCUGUGCCUGACGGUUCUGGGUAGGGUUGCACCAUCUGUGUGCAAGUUCUCACGUAAGUUGGGACGUAAAGUUCACACUAAGGGCUUAGUAACUACUAGUUAGUUUAUAACUAAGUCAGUGCUUAAUUUGGUUGCACCACCUGUUCUUAAGGCAAGACUUAACUAGUAGGUCGUAAGCUCUCCGUAAAGUGAUCCGUAGUCACAUAAUAUGACGUUUACCUGUAUCGAUCCAAUAAGCAGCCUUCAAUUUUGUACACCAAAGUGUUAAAAAGCCGUGAAUUUGAUCUAGUUAUGGUUGAUGUUCAAAUCUUGUUUGCUCAUGUAACUGUCAGCUGUAAUAAAUGAUAUUCCCAUUAAAAUAUGAUACGUAAUAAAAGUAGAUUUGAUAAAUAUAUUUGCCCUGUGUAAAUAACUAUAUAUAGGAACUAUCUAAAAUAAAUAAGGGGUGAUAAAUAAAUACUAAUACAACAGGCUGGAAAAAUAGACAUUUAUUCAUUUUAAUAUCCUAUAAAUAUUUUGAAUGUGUUGAAAAUUGACACCGGGCGACGCACCCUGAAAACUGCACCGUUUGAACGGUUUCAUGCUGAAGAGAUGCUUAAAAGUACGUUUUUUUCUCUCGUAAAUGUAAACGAGUGUAAACGUCAGCAUCGUACUAUAUGUCGAAAUGAUUGAUGCCUGUCACGCAAAACAUAAGUUCAUUUAUGUCAUAAAAUAUUAGUCUGCUUUUUUAUUCCAUUCUUUACUCAUGGUGGGAGGCUUCUGUAAAUAUUUAGUUUAUACGUAGGGUUACGUCCUACCUAAGUUUAGUGGUGCAAUGCUCAAAUAUUUAGUAGUGCAUAAAUUGUGACUUAAUGGCCAUUUAUGCCACAACUAGGCUAAGUUUUAACUUGCGCACAGCUGGUGCAACCGGCCCCUGGUGCUCUGUAGCGUCGGCCAGAAGGCAACUGUUCAAAAAAGGUAGUGGGCUGGGUGAUUGGGGACCAGAGUGAUUUUUCCAGUCCUUUUCCUCUCUCUGGAAGUGUACAGUUCUUGAAGGGACCAACCAAUUUAUUUAUUAUUUAUUUAUUUCCAAAGGUGAUGUUUCAUAAGCCAUGCUGAAUGGGAGAUCUGUGUGUUUGUUUACUAUGCACUGCUAAGAAAUUGAGAAUGCUCUCUGACAAGAACAGAGAGUAACAUGGGUUUAUUUUUUUGCCAAGAUGAAACAAGAUGCAGUUUUGGUGCAAAGAAAGUUGAAGCAGCAUUUUCCUGGCGUAUUUCUUCUCUCUGCUAGUUGUGUAAGUUUUGUGGAGGCGUGUCAGAUGGCGCCCAGGACUGUCCGUUCCAGCGCCUGAUCUCUCAUUAAUUUUGCCUGUGCAACAGUGUGUGAUUAAACAAUGGCAAAAUGCGAUAAACGGUAAAACUGUACAUGCUCAAAACCAACGAGUUUAUGAAAAUCGUAAUUAAUUAUAAUAUGUCAUCAUUUAUUGCCAGCCUGUAAUAUAAAGCAGCAUAAUGUAGUAUUUUUGCAUAGCUAUAAUUAGAGCCCGACCGAUAUGGGAUUUUUGAGACCGUUACCGAUUUUAGAGGGGGAAAAUUCACCGAUUACCGAUAUGGUGGCCGAUAUAGUUAAUUUUAGAGCUGGAAUGAAAACAGACCUUUUCCAUGUGGAUUUUUCACCGAUUUUGCACCGAUAAGACUAAGCAAAGGUACUCAGAAGUCUGCUUUCUUAAAUAUUUUUAUCAAAGAAUAUUUGACAUUAUACAUUGUCAACAAAUCCUAGAAAUGAACACUGAGAAAAUAAAGAAUAAAUAAAAAUACAAUAAAUAGCUUAAUAAUCAUCAGUACUGUUUAGUAUCAGUCAGUUGCUGACCAUUUAAAUAAAGAAUAAAUAAAAAUACAAUAAAUAGCUAAAUAAAAAUCAGUACUGUAUGUUCAGUAUAGUCAGUUGCUGACCAUUAAAAUAAAGAAUAAAUUCAAAUAAAAUAAAUAGCUAAAUAAACAUCAGUACUGUUUAGUAUUAAUCAGAUGCUGACUAUUUUAAUACUGCCAGUUAAUUAGGGGCAGGUUGUAAAAAAAAUAAGCACAGUUUCUCGGCAUUUACACCUGUCGAGUCAAGAAAUAAAUAGUGGAAGUGGUGUUACACUGUAUUCUGCUAUACAAGUUCAGGGGAAACUUUCAACGGUGGAAAACCAGACUUAUAAAUAUUACAUUUUGUAAAUGCAACGACUGGAAUUGUUCGGUUGAAGGGGGUACCAAACUGUGAAUCCUGAACAAAACAGUUUGGUGAAUACAUGUUUACUCAUUAGCUUCCACUCAGCUGACAACAAUGAAAGUAGCUAUGUGGUUAGCUAGUUAGCUAUAAGCUCGUUGUCAUGGAGAGUAAAAGAUGGAUGUUGUUUAUUUUACUUUCCAGCAUUGUGUCUCACCAACUAGGUAACAACAUAUUGUGAAAUCAACACUCAAAAGACACAAUCCACCACCGCACCGUUGUCUGCUGAGCUGCAAAAAGAUGCUCUGAUGUUUACUUUCAAUCUGCUACAUUACUGAGUGCACUGACAAACUAUAGCUGGCUAACAGCAAACCAACAUCAGUGACAUAGUUGUCAGGGACAGGGUUAACGUUAUAUUAGUUAUAUUGAAAAGGGAAAAUGAUGGAGUCAUUUUUUAUUAACAUUGUGCAUUUCACAAACUAGUUAGCAGCUUACUGAGAAGACACUGCUUAACUCUGCACCGCUUAAUGCACCGCUUAACUCCUCCCUGUCUGCAGAACCACUGUCAGCUCAGCUCUGUAAACAAUGGAGUCAGAGCGCUGGACAAACUAUGCUAUGACACCAAUUCAAGCUUUGUUUUCUGCAUUAUAUGUUCUGAAUUGUUUUUAUUUUUUAUAUCUGUUCAUAUCGGUAAACAUAUACGCCGAUACCGAUAUAUCGGUGAAAGGCUAAUAUCGGCCGACCGAUAAAUCAGUCUGGAAGCUUACUGAUACCAGAAGUGGUCCACAUUCAGUGUUGCUAAUGGCGGUGCCCUAGUUUUGCUGAAAAAUAAGGUGGAUAGGCACACUAAUAUUUGUAAUAAUUACAUAUCUUGUGUCUUGACUAUAUAUUGAGAGUUUAUUUUUUUUAGUUUGGGAAGGGGCCCUGAGCAGGAGAAUUUAGUUACUGUAACUAGACUCAUGACUUUAAAAAUAACACUCAGCUGCUCUGGUUGGCCAUAUGUUCUGUUUUUGUCAUGCAUGUUGACGAAGAUAUACUGCUGACCUCCUCUCCAUUUUUUUGCCCACCAAUGCAUUUAACAUUUUUUUACAGUUAUUUUGCAGCAUAAAAACAUGCACAAUUUUCUUUUUUAUUUUAAAUGUCAGUUGAGAAUGCAUAUAAACAUCAUAUUUUCAUUGGUGCUAUAGCCACCUCAGAGUGGAUCCAGUUCUUCAAAGAUGCUGGGAUCCCCCCUGGACUAGCUGUCAAUUAUGCUGUGUCAUUUGUUGAUAAUAGGAUCCAGAAGAACAUGCUCAUGGACCUCAGUAAGGAAAUAAUGAUGGACUUGGGUAUCACAGUCAUCGGGGACAUCAUAGCCAUUCUCAAACAUGCCAAGCAUGUGUAUAGACAGGAUAUGUGUAAAAUGACAAGUGAGGCUAUUUCUUCUGGGCAGACUAGUGUACAGGCUGAACUGAGACGUACUGCUAACACUCCUGCCACACGCAUGAUUGCCAACGCUUUGAGCCGGGACUCCCCGCCAAGCACACCCGCUCGGCGCCCUGACAACCGAAUAUCAGUGACGGUCUCAAACUCAAGUGCCAAAACAGUGCCCAACCAACCAGCAAAAGAAAACGGGUUACAAGUAAAGCGCCGGAGGGUAACUAAAGAAAUUGAGGGGAAAUACAUCAUAAACAUGCCAAAAGGCACAACAGAUCGUACCCGACGCAUCCUUGAACAGCAGGCCAAGAAAGCCAAGGUUCUAAAGCGUACCUCAGUGUUUGAUAGACUUGGGGCAGAGUCUAAGACAGACACCAUUACAAUUAAUAAGCAGCCAACAGGUGUGUUUAGCCGACUUGGAGAAGCAGAUGAGGAGGUUGGGGGAAAUACCGGAGGUCUCGCUGAUAGUUUUGAGGAUGAUGAAAGUGAUGGUGAGGGGUCAGUGCUGCAGUAUGCAGGCGUCCUAAAACGACCCCCUCCUUCCUCCAAAAAAGAGACUGUAUCCCCCAAAUCUAAACCCCUCACACUACGUCGACUAGGAACUAAGUACAAACACCCCCCAUCUGAAAGUACACCACCUAUCUCUUCUUCAACCUCCUCCAAACAGGAGGGGACAUCCAAACUGGGUGUAUUGCAGAGACUGGGCAAGGCUCCCUCAGUCAACCCUACAUCUCCAACAUCUUUAGUCAGUCAGUCUGCAGAUACCCAGGACAGUCGAGUCACGAGUAGCAGAAGCAAGGCCCAGGGCAGCUUUGCUCUGGCCAGCUCUAAGGUCAGCAGUAGUACAGGUGACUGUCUUGGGGCUCAGAUGGACGUUGGGGCAGUCAGUGUAUUUAAGAGACUGGGUGCCAGAAAACCCUAAUGCAAAGAACUCCUGAAAAGGGCACCCCUUUGUAUCCCACUUUCCCCAUUUUAAAUCCUGUUUACCCACCUGAGCUUCACUCUCAGGGCCCCGCAUUUCUAUAUGAGAAAGUAGAGUGGAGAAGCUCUGUUAUGACUCUGUUGAUUUGGAAAGUGCUGUACCUCAUGCAUGGUUAUGAUUCUGGUAUUAAUGAAAAAAAGGGACAGCUGCAAUAUCAGUUAUUUUGGUGUGGAAUGAAACCCUGAAAGCUGCAUACCCAUUGUCCUCCUAUUUGGUUAUAGGAAUCAGUCUCUAUCCAUCAUUCUGACUUUCAUAGCUACUCUCCAGAGUGAAAUUAUUUUGUCCAGAUUCUAACUUUUUUCUGAAAUGAUAUAAUGCAUGCCACCAAGCAUUGGAUGCCCGACGUGUUGAUUUUCACUAGAGAAGCCAAGAGACCUAAUUGGAAGCAUGUUCUGUGUUUAACACAAACACUUCCGUUUAAAGAUUCUUCCAUAAAUAUGGUCCAGUAUGCUCUUCUUCAACCUUCAUUUGCCUCCCUGUUUUUAUAUGAUUUAUAAUCAAGUCAAAGCCUUUAAAUGGCUUAAAACUGCACAUAAGCGUUACAAUUAAUGCGCCUUGUGACCUCAACUGUUGAAGACACGAAUGGGCAGCAUAUUUAAGAGCCCCUGAUAUCAAAUUUCCUAAUUUGAAAUGCCAUCCAGUGGAGCAUUGCAAUUUUAAGUGUUAUUAGACGAGUAGAGUUUAAAUAAUAUUGGGAGUUUCAUGAUGUUGCCAAGCAACACAUGUGGAGUUGGACCCUUGUGUAUUAAGUUUUUACCCCUUUAUACCAUGCUCAAUACAGCAACCAUUAAUCAUCCUAUUGUAAUGGGAAUUCACCUGUUUUUUUUUUUUAUGUCAUCGUUCCCCUGUUGUUAUAUUAUUAUUAUUUUAAAACAUCUCAGAAGCAGAACUUUGUUGCAUUGUACAGAUUAAAGAAUAAUACCAGAGAGAAAACCUAUAAAUUGGGUAAGUUUAGGAAAUACUGGAGAAGAAUAUUUGUCUUGGGAAUGGAUUGAAUAUAAAAGUUAAAGCCCAAAAGCCUUGCUUUUUUUUUUAUUUUUAUUUUUUUAUAAACACUGGUUCUUAUGGCUUAUUCUUAUUAUAUUCCAUGGGUUUAUUUCAGAAGGGUUUUUGUAACAAAUUUCAUUAUAACCACAAAUUAAUUUACAAAAAGGUGCAUUGCACAAAUGAAAGAAAUGUAUAGUCACAGUUAGCACUACAUACUGUACAUUUGAUUGUGUUUAGGCUGAAAGAAUGUUUUUGAGUGGAGCAGAAAACAAACCGGUCAGUGAGUGCAGAUCUGCCUUCAUUUUAAACAGAUCAUUCUUGUAAGACUUUUUCAUUUAUAAUUAAUUUUAAUGGGAUAGUUCACCUAAAAAUAAAAAGUCUCUUAUUUACUCACCCUCA
This is a messenger RNA of Myxocyprinus asiaticus (Chinese sucker), 6158 nucleotides long. RefSeq lists its product as uncharacterized. NCBI's taxonomy places the organism in Eukaryota, Metazoa, Chordata, Actinopteri, Cypriniformes, Catostomidae. Gene Ontology annotation, cellular component: nucleus. The transcript has 7 exons. The coding region runs from base 3513 to 4712 and encodes 399 amino acids. The record is from RefSeq and is a predicted model, not a curated record.